AUGUACGAGGCCGGCAAUGCCAUCGGCCGUUCCAUCGAGAGCCCAUCGAAGUAUGUGGACGCCAUUCGCACCGCCGGCUUCGUUGACGUCACUGUAAAGAGGUUCGCCUGGCCGCUAAACUCAUGGCCUAAAGAGAAGAAGCUCAAGGAGAUUGGUAUGCUGCAUUACGUCAACCUCGACUUGGCACUAGAGGGGCUGUCCCUGGGCUUGUUUACACGCGCCCUGCGAUGGACACGGCAAGAGGUUUUGGAUCUCUGUGCUGAAGCGCGUAUGGACUUGAAGAACAGGAAGAUCCACGCAUAUUGGAAUGUGCAAGUUGUGUAUGGUAGGAAGCCAGAAAGGGCGUAG
This is a messenger RNA of Colletotrichum chrysophilum, 348 nucleotides long. RefSeq lists its product as uncharacterized. The record is from RefSeq and is a predicted model, not a curated record. Lineage: Eukaryota; Fungi; Ascomycota; Sordariomycetes; Glomerellales; Glomerellaceae. The coding region runs from base 1 to 348 and encodes 115 amino acids. The transcript has 2 exons.